AUGGCUACACCCUGGAAUCUACAGGGAUCUCCCGGCAUGAUGCCUCAAGAUUCUUUCUCGGAGUCCGGAUCACAGCCAUCUGGAGAUGGUUCAAAUUCGUCACAGGAAGCGCCUCCCCAAAUCGAAACAAGUAGCGACGCAUCUGUGGAAGAAACGAAAAAGCGCGUAGAGAACCGGCUUUCUCGAUACUGUCUUCUGUGGGAAGCUCUGAAGGAGCUCCCAGACAUCAACGAAACCAACGAAGGCCGGUACCGAGAGAUGCCCGAGGACGCUACUCCGCCGAAUACCCCUACCUUCGAGUGCGAAGUUCACGGCACCCCCUAUGAGCUUUUCAAGAAUUUCUUAGAUCGUCUGGCGGAAGUUUGCAGUUUUGAUCGCAAAACCUACAUGGUCACUGCGAUCCUGGUGGAGAGGACGGAUGAGGAGUUUGUUUUUCAUGUCACGCGAAACGGCCUUGCUCACCUCAGUGAAGAGCAGACUCUCGUGGCAUUCCUCGAAGACUUGCUUUACCACAUUGGCAGUCUGCAGGAGACAGAUCUACACGAGUUCCAGCGAUCUCCAGCGUUUGGGGAAUUACUCAACUUCAUCGUCGAGGCAAGUGUGCCUAGAAUCAAGUGUUACCGAUCCAGGCUUCGCAAUUCACUCUCAGAAUGUUUGAGACAUGAGAGUGUGGCCGGCAUGGGACCCGAACUCUUACAGGAAGUCAACGCCCUCCUGGCAGCAACCAUGGUCACUCUGAGUGAUCAAAAGCCUGGUAAGUACCAAACAUACAAUGAGGCCGUGUAUAGCUUCAAUCUUGAGACACAGCAACUGAGAGAGUCUACCAAAACAGAUGAUGCUAUCAAUCUAGUUCUUGCUGCCGAUAGUUUCGUGGCUCAUAUCUCCCAUCUCAAGGAAGUGUUGAGGCCGUGGACGGCGGUCAACACCAAUGGCACUGCACUUCCAAGCCGCUGGGGGUAUGUCUUCCAUGAUGUUGGAAGACUCAGGUCUUAUAAGAAGAACGUCGCGGUGUUCUUCAAGGCCCGAAUGGAAUUCUCCGAGCUCUUAAAAAAAUACAGAGUCAAGUUCCUCCGCCCCAGGCUAGCUGUGCCAACACCUUUGUUGUGGGACAUGGAGGAACUCCGUCGUCGCUUCAAAAGCAGGAAGUAUCACAAGAAUCUCUGGACCGAGGAACACAUCGACAAGGUGUAUCAGAAGAUGAGAGAGCUUUCCGGAUGGAAUUUCAAACGUCAGGUACAUGCCGAGGUUGCGCUCUCGCAUUGGUUUCAACAGAGAUGCAGGUUCCCCGAAACAGGCUCGGAAGACACCUCUGGACCCUUCUUCCGCGGUUACCGAUAUGUGGCUUCCAGCAAGCCCUGUUGCCAGUUGUGCAAGGGUUACUUUGACUAUGACGAGACGGCUCCGGAUUGUCGGCGUUCACACGCAAACACUUACACCCGGUGGACUCUUCCAGGCUUCGAGCUUUGCGCGACGGAAAAGGCCGUCGACGCCCACAUAGAAACGUAUCGAGACAUUGCGAGACACCUCAAGCAUCUGGUCAAAGCCGUUCUUUCUCAGUGGAAGCCAGAAUGCGACCCCACAUGUUUUGACUCUGACAGUGACAUUUCAUUUUCGGGUUAA
Colletotrichum karsti is the source of this 1620-nucleotide messenger RNA. RefSeq lists its product as uncharacterized. Lineage: Eukaryota; Fungi; Ascomycota; Sordariomycetes; Glomerellales; Glomerellaceae. The transcript has a single exon. The record is from RefSeq and is a predicted model, not a curated record. Bases 1 to 1620 code for a protein of 539 amino acids.